This is a messenger RNA of Triticum turgidum subsp. durum (durum wheat), 399 nucleotides long. The record is from the annotation of a GenBank genome assembly. Lineage: Eukaryota; Viridiplantae; Streptophyta; Magnoliopsida; Poales; Poaceae.
AUGGCAAUGGUGGACGUCGAUGCUCCCUUUCUUGAGGAUAAGGAAGAGCCGCUCGGCGGCGUCUGCGACUUCCGCGGCCGCGCCGUCUACCGCGCCACCUCCGGCGGGUGGCGAUCCGCCCUCUUCCUCGUCGCGGUGGAGGUCGCCGUCAUCAUCGCCUACUACGGCGUGUCGGCGAACCUGAUCACGUACCUGACGGGGCCGCUCGGCCACUCCAACGCGGCGGCGGCCACGGCAGUGAACGUCUGGACGGGGACGGCCAGGCUCAUGCCGCUGCUGAGUGCCUUCGUCGCCGACUCCUGGCUGGGCCGCUACCGCUCCAUCAUCCUCGCAUGCACCCUCUAUGUCCUGGUAAUUAAUGAAAUCACCCUGUUACCAAUUUGGGUUAGCUUUUCUUAA